UUAGAAUAUUUUUUUUUAAUUUCAGAUUGCCCACGAAUCAUGUUUGCAGUUGUACAUUUUGUGGAUGAUGAAAGUGUAGAAUGCGUCCCAAAGUCAUGGCUGGAAGGGCAAUACUGCUAUUGGCCAAAUUCAAAUGCCAAAAGAAAAAUUAAAAAAAUGUCAUUGCCUGACAAGGAAAGCUGGAAAAAAUUCAAAUUUAGAAAAAUUGGACAAGAUUAUGAGGACUAUGAAACUGCCAGGAAAAACCUAAAAAAAGCAGAGGAAACAUCAAAUUUAGAAAGUGAGGAGGACUCCAGGAAAAGAAAGCUACCGGCAAGGUUAAUAAGCGAGUCAGAAAGUGGGACGGAUAUUGAGAGUGAUGAAGAAGGUAAAAGAAAGCCAUCCCCCAAAAAGUCAAGAGUUCCACAGAGGGAGGAUCACAAAAAACACAGAACACCUGUGAAAAAAGCAUCAGUAAUCUCACCGCCACCAUCUUUGCCAGUUAGGAAACACACCCUAAUCACGGCUUCAGUAAGGAGGCAGUUGCUGGAUGCUAGCAUUCGUAAAUCCCCAAGAUCAAAACCAGGGGUCCCAAGCUUCAUCCCUGAGAAAUCACCAAGAAGAGACACCAUUAUUUCACAAGUUUCUUCAGUUGUAGGUGCUAAACCAUCAUCGUCUAGAAGUAGUUCAUCAAUUUCUCAACCCAAACCUGGUAUGUGUUCUAGUGAUGUUGGAACAUCUUCAACAAAGAAUGUAGGAGGGAACAUUUCCGAGUUACUCCAUCAAGUCAUUUCCAAGAUAGAUAUUCUGCAGCAGGACAUAGCUGCAAUUAAGACCCAUUUAAUAUCGUCAGUGGAUGUUGAUAUUGACACUAUUGAAAGCUUACUUCCAUCGGGAAGUAAGCUUGAUUCUGUUCCUGAAGUUGAAGAUUUUCAAGAAAGCUUGGAUGAAAAUUCCAAGAGGAAACUGAUAAAUGCCAUGGCAGCUUUGCAAGGGGGAGAUAAUGCAGGGGAGAUAUGCAGAGCAAUAAUGAGGUCCAUAAUGACAAACAAAUGCAUGAGCCAGUUUAGUGGAACUGGGCAAAAGGGAAAAACCGCCUUUAUCGGCACACCCCUUUUCAAAAUCAUUCUUUCUGCUGCUCGCAAAGCUUCCAAGAAAACAAUCGCAUUCGACGCAAUCAAAAGAGAGGUGUUAGAUGUGCUGAGAUUUGCACCUUACCUUCCCGGAGGAAGCAACUAUGCCAAGAAGAAAGGAAAGAAGUCAAAGAGCCCACGGUUGGACGAGUUCCCUUCAGACUCUGAAUGAG
Molecule: messenger RNA, 1285 nt
Organism: Saccostrea cuccullata (small rock oyster)
Lineage: Eukaryota; Metazoa; Mollusca; Bivalvia; Ostreida; Ostreidae
Exons: 9
Coding region: 40-1284 (414 amino acids)
Source: RefSeq, a predicted model, not a curated record